Molecule: messenger RNA, 2030 nt
Organism: Solanum lycopersicum (tomato)
Lineage: Eukaryota; Viridiplantae; Streptophyta; Magnoliopsida; Solanales; Solanaceae
Gene: Coi1
Product: coronatine-insensitive 1
Biological process (GO): SCF-dependent proteasomal ubiquitin-dependent protein catabolic process
Cellular component (GO): SCF ubiquitin ligase complex
Source: RefSeq, marked provisional
CUCUCCUCCAUCUUCUUCAACUGUAACCUCUCUUCCAUUAUCAGUGUCAAGUUGUUGAAGUUUUGGUCAUGGUCAUGGUGUAAUUUGUUGUUAGUAUUUUGAAGUAUUUGUGUUUUUGAUUUGGUUUUGGUUUUAAUGGAGGAACGGAACUCAACGAGAUUGAGUAGCUCAACAAACGAUACAGUAUGGGAGUGUGUGAUUCCGUAUAUACAGGAAUCGCGUGAUAGAGACGCGGUAUCGUUGGUAUGUAAGAGGUGGUGGCAGAUCGAUGCGAUUACUAGAAAGCAUAUAACUAUGGCGUUGUGUUAUACAGCGAAACCAGAGCAGUUAUCUAGAAGGUUUCCACAUCUUGAAUCGGUUAAACUGAAAGGGAAACCAAGAGCUGCUAUGUUUAAUUUGAUACCGGAAGAUUGGGGAGGAUAUGUUACACCUUGGGUUAUGGAGAUAACUAAGUCGUUUAGUAAAUUGAAAGCACUUCAUUUUCGUAGAAUGAUUGUUAGAGAUUCGGAUCUCGAAUUACUUGCGAAUCGUCGUGGAAGAGUUCUUCAAGUUUUGAAGCUGGAUAAGUGUUCUGGAUUUUCUACUGAUGGUCUUCUGCAUAUUUCUCGUUCCUGCAAGAACUUAAGAACUUUGUUAAUGGAAGAGAGUUAUAUAAUUGAGAAAGAUGGAGAAUGGGCACAUGAACUAGCAUUGAACAACACUGUUCUUGAGAAUUUGAACUUUUACAUGACAGAUCUUCUGCAAGUUAGGGCUGAAGAUCUUGAAUUGAUAGCAAGAAAUUGUAAAUCUCUAGUCUCUAUGAAAAUUAGCGAGUGUGAAAUUACGAAUCUUCUUGGCUUCUUUAGAGCUGCGGCUGCAUUGGAGGAGUUUGGUGGUGGCGCAUUUAAUGACCAACCAGAACUUGUUGUUGAAAAUGGCUAUAAUGAGCAUUCCGGAAAAUAUGCCGCACUAGUCUUCCCUCCAAGAUUAUGUCAAUUGGGCUUGACAUACUUAGGGAGAAAUGAGAUGUCCAUUCUCUUUCCUAUUGCGUCUCGUCUGAGGAAAUUGGAUCUUCUUUAUGCACUUCUUGACACAGCAGCCCACUGUUUCUUACUGCAAAGGUGUCCCAACUUGGAAAUUCUUGAGACUAGGAAUGUUGUUGGGGAUAGAGGAUUGGAAGUGCUUGGCCAGUACUGUAAGAGGUUAAAGCGGCUCAGGAUUGAGAGAGGAGCUGAUGAUCAGGAGAUGGAGGAUGAAGAAGGUGCGGUUACACACAGAGGAUUGAUUGAUUUGGCAAAGGGAUGUCUUGAACUAGAAUACAUGGCUGUUUAUGUGUCAGAUAUUACUAAUGAAGCUUUGGAAGUUAUUGGUACAUAUCUGAAAAAUCUGAGUGAUUUUCGGCUGGUUUUGCUUGACAGAGAAGAAAGAAUAACAGAUCUGCCACUUGAUAAUGGUGUGCGUGCUUUACUAAGAGGUUGCCAUAAUCUUAGAAGAUUUGCCCUCUAUGUCCGGCCUGGGGGCCUUACUGAUGUAGGUCUCAGUUAUGUCGGGCAAUACAGCCCAAACGUGAGAUGGAUGCUUCUGGGAUACGUUGGGGAAUCCGAUCAUGGCCUUCUGGAGUUCUCUAAAGGAUGUCCGAGCCUGCAAAAGCUAGAAGUGAGAGGCUGCUGUUUCAGUGAACGUGCAUUAGCCUUGGCUACCUUGCAGCUAAAAUCGUUAAGGUAUCUAUGGGUACAAGGAUACAGGGCAUCUUCAGCUGGUCGUGAUCUCUUAGCGAUGGCUCGCCCAUUCUGGAAUAUUGAAUUGAUUCCUGCAAGACGAGUUAUUGCCAACGAUGGAAAUAAUGCAGAAACUGUAGUCUCGGAGCAUCCAGCCCAUAUACUUGCCUACUAUUCUCUUGCCGGACAAAGAACAGAUUUUCCAGACACUGUCAAGCCUUUGGACCCAACUUACCUUCUCGCUGAAUAGGUUUGUAAAUAUAACUUUUCCUUGAGUGAAGUUGUUCGAGGUCUAUUUGCUUCCUUUUUAGGUGUCUUGUCCAUAUGUAUGCC